UUGGAAAUCCAACCCCGAUCGAAACCGCAUUUGCCUCGUCGCCGGCUCUCCUUCUUCUCCGCGAGUUCGCACCCUCGUCUGGCUCUCGCGAGGCCCUUCAAAUAUGUCCCUCUCCUCCGCCCACGUCCCCUCCUCCUUCGAGGCUCCGGACGGAACCGCCGCUCCCUUCCCAAACCAGGGACUCUGGCCCCUCCGCCGGUUCCUCCCCCCUCUUCUCGUCGCUUCCAUCCCCUACAAACGAGGGCUGCAAUCUUUUUCGCCUAGAUCUUGUUUCGAUCCCUCGUUCGGAAAGAUUGAAACUUGGAAGCCUUUGGGGUUGAUCGGAAAGUUUGUUUAAGACCUCCGCCACAGUUCUCCGCCUCCUCGUUCCUUCCAUAAAAACCUUAUUUUUUUUGUUUCUCAUUCUCCUCUUUCGAUCCUCUUCGAUCCUGCAAUUUGUUCCGGUGGUCGGAAAGACUGGAGCUUUGGAGCUUUUGAUGCGAAUCUGGAUGCUCGCCUGGGGCAUGCCACCUGUUUGACGGAAUGCCGGUGUGGGUGCUUGCUAUGUGAUUUGAGGUACGAUCGAAGGGAAAUCCGAUCGCGGUUUUCUGAAUCAUGAGCUGCUUGCCUUGUUUCCAAUCUGACUCCAACAACGACCCACCUGAAGCAGCAGCUGGAGGUGGUGCGCCUGCCGACAACUCCAAUGAAGCAAAUGAUGCUGGCAAUAGUAGUAAUGCUGCAAAGACAUUCACGUUUCGCGAGCUAGCCACUGCGACAAAGAAUUUCCGUCCUGAUUGUCUCUUGGGUGAAGGAGGUUUUGGUCGAGUCUACAAAGGUUCCUUAGAGAGCUCCGGGCAGACCGUGGCUAUUAAGCAACUCGACAGGAAUGCUUUAAACAAAGACUUCCUGGUCGAAGUCCAAAAGUUGUGUCUUCUUAAUCAUCAUAAUCUUGCCAACUUGAUUGGAUAUUGUGCCGAUGGUGAUCAACGACUUUUAGUCUACGAGUUUAUCCCUUUGGGCUCGCUAGAAAACCAUUUGCUAGAUCUUUCAUCUGAUCGAAAACCGCUCAGCUGGCAAGCUAGGAUAAAAAUAGCUUAUGGUACCGGACAGGGUCUGGAAUACUUGCACGAGAAAGCGAAACCCCCAGUUAUCUAUCGAGAUCUCAAGGCGUCCAACAUUCUGCUUGAUGAAGAUUUCACCCCAAGACUUUCUGAUUUCGGGCUUUCGAGAUUGGGGCAAAUGGGCGAGCUGAUGGGUUCAUACGGUUACAGUGCACCCGAAUAUUCGAGUUCGGGUCAACUAACUGUCAAGUCGGAUGUGUACAGCUUCGGAGUACUUAUUCUGGAACUAAUCACAGGGAGGAGAGUCAUGGACACCACUAAACCGACAAAUGAACAGAAUCUAGUCUCUUGGGCGAUGCCCAUGUUCCGGGACCAAAAACGAUACCCCGAGCUGAUUGAUCCGCUUCUCGACGGAGAUUUUAAUCUAAAGGAACUGAAUCAACUCGUUGCGGUUGCUGCAAUGUGCCUUCAAGAAGAAUCAACCGUUCGACCAUUGAUGACCGAUGUAGUGAUGACGCUAAGCUUCCUUACGACAGGGCCUAGUUCAUCGCCACCUGAAGAUUGUUGAUGUUCCUAAUGGAUUCAUAUUUUUUUCUUCCCGCCUAGCGAGAGAUUCUCUUCUGUGUUGCCAAAUGAA
Zingiber officinale is the source of this 1677-nucleotide messenger RNA. RefSeq names its product probable serine/threonine-protein kinase PBL26. Gene Ontology annotation, molecular function: ATP binding; protein kinase activity. The coding region runs from base 595 to 1608 and encodes 337 amino acids. The transcript has 5 exons. Gene Ontology annotation, biological process: protein phosphorylation. The record is from RefSeq and is a predicted model, not a curated record. NCBI's taxonomy places the organism in Eukaryota, Viridiplantae, Streptophyta, Magnoliopsida, Zingiberales, Zingiberaceae.